CUACAAUAAUACCAAUACACCAUAACGUAGUGUUUUCAUACUCUUUGAAUAGGUACACCAAUACUAUACUAAUAUACAAUACCUUUACUAAGUACCUAUAAAUAAACUUUAACGAACGAUAGAAAUUAGAACUUUAUAAGUAUUGGGGCUACGUAAAAGUGCCACAGGGUAGACCGUACUAGCUUGUUAUUAAAAUAAUCAACAUUAAUUGUUAUUGUUCAAGGAAGUGCAGUAGGUAACAUUUAGGUAAGCCAACAAUGAGCUCGUGUAAUGACGGAAACGGGAAUGAAGGAAAUAGAAACAGGAAUGGCGGAAACAGAAACAGGAAAGGCGAGAACAGGAGCGUGAAUGACGAGAACAGAGCCGGAAAUGACGGGAACGGGAACAAUGAAUACGUUUUGAGUUGGUGGCAGACGGCGGCUGUGGCGGCGGGGACGGCGGCUGUCGUCGGCGGCCUGGGCUACUUGCUGACGAGAGCCUCGAGCUCGACGUCCGCGCCACACGCCUCCCAACCUUCGUCGGAGCAAGACGGACCGGAGCGAAGGGGGUUACUCAGUAGUUUGACGGACUCCCUCCAAGCUAUAACAGACAAUUGUAAUCGAGAGACCAUGGGAAGUUCAAUAUCCCAGUCGAGCAGUUGGGCAUCCCAGUCCGACGUGCCCGUGAGGCCAGCUAUCGGUAACCUGAACUCCUUGCUGGCUGAUAUCCACGUGCGAUACAUCGCGUUGAAGCGGGAAGACUUCCAACUCCACUACAGGGUGUUUGAUGAGGUUUUCCGUAAACUCCAUCAAAACAUGAAGGCCGUCGACAAAUACUAUGAGCGAUACGCUAGCAAUGUGCAAUUUGCUGGCAGCCAUUACGACCGUCUCCGCAUACGCAAGCCGGACGAAUUCGACAUGGAUAUCGUGAUAGGCGUGCCGGUCAACAUGCACACGGACCCUAACAAUCCAGAGGAGAGCGACAUAGUCAUCGAACCAAAGUGGCCUGGAUUCGUGCAGCUCCGCGCUGGGACACAAUACCAAAAAAUAUUGGUUCGCGACGGUCAGGACUGUCAGAUCAAUAGAAAGGCUCAUGAGUGGAUGGACGACAAGAAAUACAUUCUGCGUUCAAAGUUCACUGAUUGGUUCAAAAGCGUGGGCAACCGAGGUCUCAAUAAAUUCGAAACCUUGAACGAUCUACCCGUAUGCUACGUGGAUGGUACGCCCUAUACGAUCCGCACAACUUCCAGUGGUCCAGCUUGGACCAUUGUCAUUGAAUCUCGUGGGUUCAGGCUGGACGUCGACCUCGUGCCGGCGCUCAAAUUCCCCGAGAACAGAUGGCUGGAAGGAAGAGCAUACAGGCCGAUCCCGGUAGAGUGUCGCCGCGAGUACUGGAUGGUGGUGCCGAAGCCCAACAAGAGCGGGCAGACGCCGCAAGACGAGCAGCGCUCGUGGCGCAUCGCGCUGCAGGACCAAGAGAAGCAGCUCCUCAAUAACACCUACCAGUUGCGACAGGUCAUUCGGCUGCUGAAAAAACUUCGGGAUGCUCAAGGUAUGAAUGGUAUAGCCAGUUAUUAUAUAAAAACUCUGUUUUUCUGGGAAGUUCUCGAAAAGAAAACCUCUGAUCCAACUUUUUGGAAGCGGAAUGACAUAGCUACGUUAUUCAAACAUAUGGUGCAGAAGUUCUAUGAUGCAUUGGUGAAGGGGAAUAUUCCAUACUUCUGGAACAAAAAUCACAACAUGAUUGAAAACUUGAACAGCAACACACUGAAUGAAUAUAAGCGGAAAAUUAAUAGCUUAUUGAUUGUACUUCAAAAUCCUUCCGAUUACAAAUCGGUCGCUAGAUAUCUGUUAACUCCUGAAGAAUAUCAGGCGUACCAAACGUUUCUUUAAAAUGUUAACUUCAAGAAUGAAAUAUUCGAACUAUAUAAGCGCAAAAAUAAAAUACGUUAGUAAGUACACUCAGUUUAGUUUUUACUUUGUGUUUUAAUUUUUUUAUUGAGAUUCAAAUGUUUAAAAUUUGUAUAACUGUGUUAUAUUUUGUGUUGUACAAUAAAAAUAUAUUAUUUCAUUCAUUCAUAUAUAAGUUGGUGCAUUUCCAGUUGCAUAAUAUUUGUAUAAGUAUUAAUUUUAACAGAAAAAGUCCACAGGUAGUUAAAAGUUGGAUUUUGCGCGUUAAGAACCUUUUGUAUUUUUUAUACUUAAUAUAAUACAAUUCAUAAAUAAAAAAAAAUGGAA
Maniola jurtina (meadow brown) is the source of this 2216-nucleotide messenger RNA. RefSeq lists its product as uncharacterized. NCBI's taxonomy places the organism in Eukaryota, Metazoa, Arthropoda, Insecta, Lepidoptera, Nymphalidae. The record is from RefSeq and is a predicted model, not a curated record. The transcript has 6 exons. The coding region runs from base 258 to 1871 and encodes 537 amino acids.